Oryza sativa Japonica Group (Japanese rice) is the source of this 787-nucleotide messenger RNA. Its product is annotated as V-type proton ATPase subunit F. Gene Ontology annotation, cellular component: membrane; proton-transporting V-type ATPase, V1 domain. Gene Ontology annotation, molecular function: proton-transporting ATPase activity, rotational mechanism. Gene Ontology annotation, biological process: proton transmembrane transport. Lineage: Eukaryota; Viridiplantae; Streptophyta; Magnoliopsida; Poales; Poaceae. The record is from RefSeq and is a predicted model, not a curated record.
CCAAAACCGUCUCUUCCUCCUCCUUCGCCUUCUUCUCCCUUGGUUUUUCCCUCGUGACAUCACGGACACCAGCGGCGAUCCAUCGGCGAUCCACCGCGCGCGCUUCGAUCGGCGACCGCCUCAGUUAGUUAGUUAAGUUUCCAUGGCGGGGAGGCCCAGCAUCCCGACCAACAGCUCCGCUCUCAUCGCCAUCAUCGCCGACGAGGACACGGUCACUGGGUUUUUGUUGGCUGGAGUUGGCAAUGUUGAUCUGAGGAAAAAGACAAAUUACCUUAUUGUUGAUAACAAAACAACAGUCAAACAAAUCGAAGAUGCAUUUAAGGAAUUCACUACAAGGGAGGACAUUGCAAUUGUUCUCAUCAGCCAAUAUGUUGCGAACAUGAUAAGGUUCCUGGUGGAUAGCUACAACAGGCCCGUUCCUGCUAUAUUGGAGAUCCCAUCCAAGGAUCAUCCGUAUGACCCAGCACACGAUUCUGUUCUUUCUCGCGUGAAGUACCUGUUUUCUGCUGAAUCGGUGGCAUCAGAUAGGCGAUAAAAACUGUUUGUGUUAUGCAACAUGGGCAUCCUACUUUGUGUGUAACAUUUACCCUUUGAAACUGCUCAAUUUAUGCCUAUUAUUGUAAACUCCAUUUUUGUGUGAAUAAUGAGAGGGACGAUCGGGCAGAUGAACUACAACAAAAUAAAGACACGAUGAAUUCAUGUAGCUCCUUUUGUGUAUGACUCUGGUGUUCACAAACGGACAUAUUGUAUGUCGAUGUUGAUAAACGAUGAUUUUCAUUUGUGGUAA